UAAUUAUCCAUCUCCCUUUCAAUCCUUAAGGCAGUGCCUUUGUCUUGAGAGUUCUCAACCGUUACAUUCAUGUGGCUGAUAAACGGGGACUAAGAUUGACCUACACCGCCUUGUGCCGCGCAUAGCAAGUAUGCGAGGCGUUUUAUUGGUGCCUCACGCCUAGGCCCGCCUUAGCGGCGCCUUUGGCCGCCUUUUAGAAGUGUUUCAACCUCUCUUCUACUUAGAGGUUGGGGAGGAAAAGAGCUCUCAGUAGUUCGGCGUUGAGAAUUCUCUGCCUUCUCUCUAGGAAUAUUACACCCGAACUACCAUUGCUCCUACUUCCCACUAUUGAAACUUGAGUUUUGUUGUUUCUUCUUGCUCGGAAUCAUCAUAACAACAUAAUCCACACUUGGUUUGUGUUUGUUGGUGUUUUUUGAACGAUUUGAAGCCAAAAAACCAAACUUGAGUUCGCAGAUUUACUGUUCAAAAAUUUCAAAAACCAGAAUUUUUGUUUUGAUCAUAACUCAAAAUCUACUGAUUGGAUUCGUGUAAGGAGACUUGAUUGGGGUUCGCCAUCACCUGGCGCACCUCCCCGUACUUCGCCGGUCACCUGGGGGCGCCGCCGUACCGGAGAAACGAAGUAGCCGUUGGGCGCGGUUACUGUUCACCGGCGGGGACUGUUUUACAGUUUCCGGCCGCCUCCGACGUCCAAUCAAAAUUCUGAGCACACUCUGGAGGUCGCCUGGUUGAGACGGUCAUUUUGGCACCGGUUUUGCUACCUAUAAAGCUGGAAAAAAUUUCGAAGCUACUGUACAUGGCCGCAGGUAUGUAUUAGUUACUAAUUUUUUCUGCAAGUUUUGUAGGUCCUGGACAGAAACAAAAUACAUAGUGGUGAUCGCCAGCUUGAGGAGAUCAACAUACUAUAUUUUGGGAUUUUUCUGAGCACUUUGAUUUUUGGAUGGUACUGUUCAUCGUCUUCUUCGUGGAGCUUCUGCCAUGACCAAGAGGAACAAACAGAACCGGACCCCACCUCUCAAAGACAAACAGUUUGAUGAUAAGGUGCGGGAAAUCUUGGCCAAGAAAGUUGCAAUAGAAGAGGGGAAGCUGAAGAAAAACGCUGCUAUGAAGGAGGGUAUCCCUUCUUCGGACCCUAUAUUUUCUAACUCUUCAGGUGCCUUUGCCGCGGCACGAAAGCCAUCAGUGUCUUGUUUGGGUGCGACCUCAACCUAUGCCGCGGCAUCCGGGGCUACAGAGGGACAACAAGGUUUGGCAUCCGGGGCUACAGGUGGACAUCCGGGUGGGGCUUCAACUCAUGCCGCGGCAUCCGGGGCGACAAGGGGGCAACAUGAAUAUGUCGCGGCAUCCGGGGCUUCGGGUGGACAUCAAGGUUAUGCUGCGGCAUCCGCGAAGGGCAUCGCAUCAGGGGGGUCCUUUGCAGAGAAACUCCUGGGGCAGGAUUCCAGCUCCUCUAACGCCGCGGCAUCUAAUGAGCUGUCUUUGGCAAUCAAAACCAAAAUUGUAACGGCUGAUCCCAUUAUUGAAAAUUCUGAUGAAAACAGCCCUAUUGCACAAGAAGAACAUGAGGGAUCCAUCUCCCUUGGGUCUCAAGACACAGAAUCGCUUGUUGAUGGGGAUGAUUUUGAAAAAGAGCCGUUCACCUAUGCUUCUCUAUUCCGGGACAAUAGAGCCCCCUCAAACGGCCUAAAGCUUGAAUAUUUCCCUCCCUCGGGGGAAAAACUAGAUUUUUCUCAUCUUGAGGUGCCCACCCUAAUUGAGAUAUGGGGGUACUGUUUGGUGGGGCAUUUCUCCGGCCGGUUUCCGGGUAUGAAGGCAAUUUUCGAGAUGGUCAAGAAAUGGGGCGUGAGAGUGGAUGUGAAGUCCCAUAGCAAAGGUUGGGUGGUUUUCAAAUUCAAAUGCGAGGAGGAUAGGCUCAAAGUUCUUACCGAGGGGCCCUAUCUUUUGUUUGGGAAAACUAUGUUUCUAAAGGUGUUAUCGGAUGAUUUUAACUUUGAGAGUGAAGAAUUCUUGAAGGUUCCUACUUGGGUGAAGUUUCCGAACCUACAUCUUAGACUUUGGAGAGCAACGGAGAUUGGAAAGAUAGCUUCUCAAAUUGGUGUACCUAUCACUACCGAUAAGGUAACCCAAGACAAGACUUUCACCAAGUAUGCACGGGUACUCAUUGAGGUUGACGCCUCAAAGCCUCCGGUUGAGGACUUUCCUAUUAUUCCGCCUUCGGGCAAAGAGUAUACCCAACGGGUGGAGUAUGAGACUUAUCCGGAGUAUUGCUACCAUUGUAGAACUUUUGGACAUAAUCCGUUUGAAUGUAUGGUGCUUCACCCACACGUGCCACCCCUUAAACACACAAUGGCAAAAACUAAUGCGAGAGGCAAGGGGAUCCUAAGCAAGGUCGUGGACAAGGUGGGCAAGGCCCAAGGUGCACCACCGUUGGGCAAAGGGAAAGGUAAGGCCGUGGAUGAUGAUCCUCCAUUCCAAGAGGUCACGCACAAGAGGGGUAAGGCCAAGGCCAAGCCUCAACAGGUUAUUGACGUUGCAUUAACGUCUAAGGCCAUGCGACAGGUGCCCAUGGUGGCUAAUAUGGGUGUCAACAUUCCGAAGGAGUUGCGUGAUCCAUCUUUGAACCUUAAGCCGCGGCCUAAUGUGAGAUACUCCAUGGAACGCCACCAACUUAUGGUGGUUGCCAAAGAUAAGAAUGGUAAGGAAGCGUUGACUAAUCUACCUCGUGGCUAUGUGAUCCGGAGUGUGCAUGAGAUGGAUCCUAAAGACAUUGUCACCGGGGUGUUUAUGGAUGAGAAAGGAAGACCACUUGCCACUACCAUUGAUCUAGACGAGCUACCGGAUGGUGAGGCAUUGGUUAAGGUGGGGGCUGACCUCAAACCGGUCACCAAUGAAGAGGACCCGGGUGUUUACUUCACCCAAAGUGGCAUCUUGGAGCUACCGGGCGUCAAACGCAAUGGUACAUGGUAUGACUUCGAUUCCAAAAUCUUUAUUGCUAAUGUGUUUUUCUUCUUUGAUCCUAGUAGCAAGAACAACGUGUCCUACUACAAGGAGCUUUUGAGAAGAGAACGAAGAAGUGCUAGGAAAAGUGCAACCGAGGGUGGAGGACCCACCACGGACCUUUACCUCACUUGAUGACGAAGUUUUUGGUAUGGAACGUUAGGGGCCUAAAUAAGGCCUCUAAACACAAUCUAAUUGGUUAUUAUAUCAAUUCAAAUAAUAUUGGUUUGGUAUGCUUUUUGGAAUCUAAGAUGACCUUGGCCGCACUAAAUAAUUAUAUUUUAAAUAAAUGGCCGGGUUGGAUUUUUAAGAAUAAUUUUGAUCUAAUUGGUGGGGGACGCAUGGUGAUCAUGUGGAACCCGACUUUAAUAAAUUGUGUGUUUUUGGAAAUUGACAAGCAAUUUAUGCAUGCUAGAUGUACUUGUUGUAUCACACAAACAACUUUUUUGACUACGUUUGUCUAUCCGUUGUACACAGUCCUUGAAAGAAAGGACUUGUGGGAUCAUUUAACCUUGGUUGGAGAACUUAUUGAUGAACCUUGGUUGAUAUGUGGUGAUUUUAAUUGCAUUGCUACGCCCAACGAAAGGGUGGGUCCUACCCCCCCUACGGCGUAUGUAAUGCAACACCUGUUUGACUUUAAGGUCGCGGCUAGCCUACAAGAUGCACCCUCCACGGGGGAGUUCUUUACGUGGAACAGAGGUGCACUUUGGGCCAAGCUUGACCGGGUAUUGAUAAAUGAUGUUUGGGGCAUUAAUAGCAUAAGGUGUACGGCCCAUUUCCAUGAAAUGGAGGUGGAGUUUGACCAUACGGCUUCCGUUGUGUCAAUACUCCUUAAUUCCUCUCCAAGGCCUAAACCUUUUAAAUUUUUUAAUAUGUGGAUUAAACAUCAUGAUUUUGCUAAUCUAGUAGCGCAACAUUGGAAUCAAGAGAUUGAAGGUACGGCCCAAUUUUCCAUGGUGAGGAAACUAAAGUUGCUCAAAAGGCCACUUAAGAACCUCAACACCAAGGAAUUUGGGCAUAUCUCCAACAAAGCUAAAAUGGCGAAGGAAGAAUUCAAAAGAUUGCAUAAGCUUGUCCUACAACAUCCAUUGGAUGAGAGUCUCCAAUGCCAAUUGGAGGAAGUUACAAAGAGGGCUAGGUUUCUUAGUGAGGCCGAGUGCAAUUUUUUCCAACAAAAGGCAAAGGCGACUCACAUCCUUGAAGCGGAUAAGGGGACAAGGUAUUUUCAUGCGAUUGUGAAGAGGAAAACCACGAAGAAUACCAUAGCGGCUAUCACUCUUGAGGAUGGGAGUCUCACCACCUCAUUGGAGCAAGUUGGUAAUGAAUUCGUUAAUUUUUUUGUUGACUUAUUUGGCUCCGUUGGGGAAACCCAACAAUUUGACCCUAGAAUUUUGGAUUCCGGCCCCAAAGUUGAACCUAGUGUUCAUGCUAGCCUUAUUUCCCCUAUUGAUGUAAAAGACAUCAAAGCCGCACUUUUUGAUAUUGGGGAUGACAAGGCGCCGGGGCCGGAUGGUUAUUCUUCUGCGUUCUUUAAAUCUAAUUGGAACCUUGUGGGGGAUGACUUAGUACAGGCUACUAAGGAAUUUUUUCGUACGGGAAAGUUAUUAAAGCAAAUUAACCAUACGGUUAUUGCACUUAUCCCCAAGACGACCCACUCGCCAAAGGUUUCAGACUUUAGACCGAUUUCUUGUACUAAUGUGUUGUAUAAAGUCAUUACGAAGAUUCUUGCCGCUAGACUCAUACCAUGCCUACCGGGCUUGAUUGACCUAGCCCAAGGAGCCUUUGUUGAUGGCCGCCUCAUGUUUGAUAACAUUUUCCUUGCCCAGGAACUUGUUAGAGGAUACAUGAGGAAGCGAAUCUCACCUAGAUGUAUGAUCAAGGUGGAUUUGCGCAAGGCUUAUGACACUAUCUCAUGGGAUUUUCUUCAGAAUGCUUUGCAGGGUUUGGGCUUCCCGGAGAAAUUUAUUGCUUGGAUCAUGGAAUGUGUAACAACCGCAUCGUUUUCGGUAUCCUUAAAUGGGUUGUUAUAUGGUCAUUUCAAGGGAAAGAGGGGAAUUAGACAAGGAGACCCUAUGUCUCCCUUGCUUUUUGUGAUGUGUUUGGAAUAUUUUUCGCGUAUGCUUAAUUUGAGAACCAAAGGGCCAAACUUUAAUUUCCAUCCCCAAUGUGCGUCACUUGGCAUUUCCCAUCUAGCUUAUGCAGAUGAUCUUAUUCUUUUCUCUAGGGGCGACUUUUUUUCAAUUGAAAUCUUGGUCAAUGCCCUUAAAGAAUUUGGUGAUGCAUCGGGCUUAAUGGUGAACCAUGAUAAAUCAAAUAUCUUUGUGGGGGGAAUUAAAGAUAACGAUCUAAGGGAGAUCAUGGCCCUUGUGGACUUUGGGCGUGGCCAAUUCCCGGUGAAAUACCUUGGAAUCCCACUUGCCCCACUUAAGAUCUCGGUUGCACAAUAUGCACCGCUUAUCGAUUCCAUUUCUGAUUUUCUUGUUGCAUGGAACACUAAAACCCUUUCCUAUGCCGGAAAAUUAGAGCUAAUAAGAUCGGUUAUCCAAGGGGUACAAUCUUUUUGGCUCCAAGUUUUCCCGGUCCCCCAAACCAUCCUUGAUAGGAUUGUCUCGAUUUUCCGUAUCUUCUUAUGGGGUGGGAAAUAUUCUAAAGUGGCCUGGGAGGACGUUUGCCUUCCAAGAGAGGAGGGGGGCCUUGGCAUUCAUAAUGCUAAGAAUUGGAACCAUGCCCUCCUUGCUCGUACACUUUGGGAUGUUCAUAGGAAAAAGGAUACGUUAUGGGUUAGGUGGGUCAAUGGGAUCUACCUCAAGGGUAGGAGUGUGUGGGAUUUCAUCCCACACAAUCGUGACUCAAUGUUCAUGAAGAAGUUGAGUCAUAUCCGGGACCGAAUUGUGGGUUGUUUUAAUAAUCUUAAUGAUGCUAUUAUGGGACUUAAUGCUAGAUCUAUUAAUGGGAAAUUUGUCUCGGGAAAGAUCUAUGAUCUUUUAAGGGUUAAAGGAGAACCUAGGACUUGGAUGAGUUUUAUUUGGAAAUCAUAUAUCCCUCCUAAGUUCUCCUUUAAUGUCUGGCUUGCUUUCCGAAAUAGACUACCCACCCAAGAUAAUCUUGAAUAUUUGCACAUUGUUAAUAGAUGUGACUUAUGCAAGGGUGGAUUGGAAACAAUGCCACACCUAUUCUUUGUGUGUCCUUUUUCUUGUAGGAUUUGGGAACAAGUGAAGAAUUGGCUAGGCUUGAGGCAUCACAUGACUACUAUUUGGAGCUCGGUCAAAUGGAUUUUAAAAGAGCAUAAAGGAUCAAAGUUGAAAGGGAAAGCGGUCCGGAUUGCCUUUUGUGCUACUUUAUACCACAUUUGGCAAGCUAGGAACGCAAACCGAUUUGAUGGCAAUUGUAGAAAAGAGGACGAACUUAUUGCGAAGAUCAAACACGUGGUAUAUAAGAUACUCUUCAACAUAUACCCACGUGAGAUGAUCAAAUUUUGAGAGACAAAGGUUCAUUACAAGACUUCAAGCCGCGGCUUAAUGGACGAUUGAUGAUCAAGUUGAUGUGCCUUACAUCAUAUUUUGAUUUUUGAUUUUUGUAUGUUUAAGGGAGUGUGAGUUUUAUCCUCCCUGACCAAUUGGACUUGAUGUUGAUCAGUGUGCGUGCGCCAUGCAGCACCGAUUCUUUUUGAUUUGGGGGGGGGGGGGGGGGGGGGGGGGGCAUUUGGUAUGCUAUACUUAGGCCCCCUUUGAUUUUAUUUUUGAGGAUUGUAUUAGAUCGAAUAAAAACCUCUUUUUACCCCUACAUUUUGUAGGGGUGGGGGGGUUUUAGGAGAUCUAAAACCCAUGAUGUAUAUUCUUUUGGGUGUUAAUAUAAAUUUACAUUUCAUCCAAAA
Molecule: messenger RNA, 6868 nt
Organism: Cuscuta europaea
Lineage: Eukaryota; Viridiplantae; Streptophyta; Magnoliopsida; Solanales; Convolvulaceae
Source: the annotation of a GenBank genome assembly